Messenger RNA from Ilex paraguariensis (yerba mate), 1641 nucleotides. The record is from the annotation of a GenBank genome assembly. NCBI's taxonomy places the organism in Eukaryota, Viridiplantae, Streptophyta, Magnoliopsida, Aquifoliales, Aquifoliaceae.
AUGGAAGAUACUCAGUCGGUUGUCACACUCAUAGACUCUACAACCUCAAAGAUACAACAACUUCAGAAAGCGUUUGCUGAGCUUGAAAGUCACCGAGCCGUUACGCUUAACCUGAAAUGGAAACAGCUUGAAGAACAUUUUCAUGGGCUUGAGAAGUCCUUGAAAAGGCGUUUUAAUGAAUUGGAAGACCAAGAAAAAGAAUAUGAGACCAAAACAGUUAAAGCAAAAGAGUUGUUGGAAAAGCGUGAAGCUGCAGUUGUGGCCAAGGAACAAGCUUCAUUGGAGAGGCUCCAAGAGACUAGAGAUGCUGCACUCUUUGCAAUUGUUAAUGGUGUGGAGAAGCAUUCAAAGGCAUCUUCUGUCGAAUCUGCUGUUGAUAGCCAGGACCAAUUUGGGGAAUCUGUCGUGGAAGAGAAACCAGCUGAUGCCGUGGCUACUGAAAGUGUCUUAGAAGACAUGAAAAAGCCUUCUGAAAAUUACAACGUGGAGGUGAGGUUAUAUCCUCAGCUAGUCAAAUUAUGCCAGGAGAUGGAUUCAGAAGGUGUCCACAAAUUCAUAUCAGACAAUCGUAAGAAUCUUGCUGCUCUAAGGGAGGAAAUUCCCACUGCAUUAAGGGCAGCAGUUGACCCUGCUUGUCUGGUUUUGGACUCACUCAAGGAUUUCUACAACUCAGAACUGUCGAAUGUGGAUGGGAAAAAGGAUUCAAAUCUCUUAGGUCUACGCCGAACCUGCAUUAUGUUGAUGGAGUGUCUCGGCCUUUUAUUAACUGACCCAGAUCUGGAUUUUGCUUCUGGCAUGGUCUCUGAAAAUGUUAAGGAACGAGCAAAGGCUAUUGCCGAAGAGUGGAAACCAAGAUUGGCUGAACUUGACGUGGAUGCCAGCAGUGGAAACUCCUUGGAGGCUCAUGCAUUCUUGCAACUUCUUGCUACUUUUGGUGUCAAUUCUAAUUUUGACCAGGAAGAUUUAUCCAAGCUAAUACCUAUGGUUUCACGUCGUCGGCAAACAGCUGAUCUUUGUCGCUCCCUUGGAUUGACAGAUAAAAUGCCAGGUGUAAUUGAUGUGUUGGUGAAUAAUGGGAGGCAGAUUGAUGCUGUUAAUUUAGCUUUUGCAUUUGAGCUUACAGAGCAGUUUCCCCCCGUCUCAUUACUGAAAUGCUACUUGGCAGAGGCAAAGAAAGUGUCUUCACCUGUUAAACCUGGCAAUACAUCUCCUAGUGUACAGAUUGAAGUCAAUGAAAGGGAGCUGAUUGCACUUAAGGCUGUGAUCAAAUGCAUCGAAGACCACAAGCUUGAGGAACAUUAUCCCUUGGACCCGCUCCAAAAACAGGUUCUCCAGCUUGAGAAGGCGAAGGCAGACAAGAAAAGGGCAACAGAAGUUGCAAAACCUCAACCCAAAAGACCCCGAGCUAAUGGUGUAGGAUAUGGACCCAGAGUCACUAAUGUAGCCACUGACAAGAACUUCUAUGCCAGAAUUACUGAUAGUAGGUAUCCUCAGUACAUGUACGACAGGCCUUAUGCUUACCUCAGACCAUCUGACAACCAUGUUCCUUCAUUUGUGGGUGCGGCGACUUACAACCUAUCUCCUGCUCAUGGCAACUACUUUGGCAAUGGCUACCAGUACCAGGCCCCUUAUAUGCACUAA